Paecilomyces variotii is the source of this 456-nucleotide messenger RNA. RefSeq names its product CST complex subunit Ten1. Gene Ontology annotation, biological process: telomere capping. Gene Ontology annotation, molecular function: single-stranded telomeric DNA binding. The record is from RefSeq and is a predicted model, not a curated record. Bases 1 to 456 code for a protein of 151 amino acids. The transcript is spliced from 2 exons. NCBI's taxonomy places the organism in Eukaryota, Fungi, Ascomycota, Eurotiomycetes, Eurotiales, Thermoascaceae. Gene Ontology annotation, cellular component: CST complex.
AUGAACGGCCCCAUUCCCACCACCAGGGUAUUUCUUUCGGAGAUCGGAUCUCUGCCACUCCACGCCAAAGUCCGCUUCCUGGGUUGCGUAAGGAAAUACGAUGUCUCAACUGGCCAUCUGAUCCUCGAACACAAUUAUCCUCGAGCUCGAGGUCAAAAUGAACCCGCAGCGGUUCGUGUCGACAUCAAUGUAAUACUCGAGAACAUGAAAGCAGAUUAUCUCAGAGUAGGGACGUGGCUGAAUGUCCUUGGUUACGUGCGGGAGUCUCCGCAGGAAGAAAAGCAGAUGCCUGUUACAGAUUCCAGCUUGAGAUCUGUAUAUAUCGAAGCCAUCAUGAUCAUUCCCGCGGGAGCUGUGCGGGUAGGAGAGUAUGAGCGCAUCUUGCAAGAUGUUCGUGAGAUCAACCAAAGGGUCAAGCGACCAGCUCACGGUGUUUCUGGUUCCCAUAGAGGUUAG